Agrilus planipennis (emerald ash borer) is the source of this 609-nucleotide messenger RNA. Its product is annotated as 2-iminobutanoate/2-iminopropanoate deaminase-like. Gene Ontology annotation, molecular function: deaminase activity. The transcript is spliced from 3 exons. The record is from RefSeq and is a predicted model, not a curated record. Gene Ontology annotation, cellular component: cytosol. NCBI's taxonomy places the organism in Eukaryota, Metazoa, Arthropoda, Insecta, Coleoptera, Buprestidae. Bases 94 to 534 code for a protein of 146 amino acids.
AAAUUUUGACAUUGCGAAAUAAUAUAAGAGAGUGACAUUUCAAACUUAAGAAUAUAUUUUUUAAUAAUUUUAAUUUAUCUUUAAUAUCUGCUUAUGGCUUUGGUUCGAAAGAUUGUUUUCACUCCCGACGCCCCUACACCCGUCGGUCCUUACAGUCAAGCCGUGAUAGCAGAUCAAACUCUGUACAUUUCCGGCAUUAUAGGACUUGACCCGAAAUCGGGGUCACUUGUGGAAGGGGGCACCGUAGAGCAAUUCAGACAAUGUAUGAGACACCUUGAAGAAAUUUUGUAUUCGUGCGAAUCGGCGUUCGAGAACGUAUCGAAAACUACGAUUUUUCUAACCGACAUGGAAGAAUUUUCUCAAAUCAAUGACGUGUACAAGGAAUAUUUUUGCAGAGAUUUUCCAGCUCGCUCAACUAUUCAAGUUGUGCAACUACCAUUAAACGCUAACGUUGAAAUAGAAGCAAUUGCACUUAUUGGCUGUGUUAAAACAAUCCCUGCACCUCCUCCACCUCCAAAAUGUUCAUCCAGAUAAGUAUAUGGCCAAAAUAAUUCCUAUAACUUUUCGUUAAAGUGUUAUAUUUUAUUUUUAAUAUAUUUUUACACUGAA